UGGUGAAAAACUGCGAAAAUAGUAUUGCAGUAUCGUGAAAAUAAUUCUUUCUUGAGGUGGGCGAGGACGCACGUGUGCAUAAUAAAUGUGCAAGUAAUAAUCCUCGUUAAAAAACCGCCUAAAAAUGUAUAUUCAAUGUUGAUAUAACGAUCGGAAAGUGGCAAAUGCCAGUGAAAGUAAGUGCCCCCUUCCCAAAUGCCAAAGGGUACAUACAUAUAUGGAAAUACAUACAUAUGUGGUGGCGUAUUUCGAAAGGUAAACAAACAAAUCCCAUCGAGAAUUUCAAUACGCGCAUAUAUCGUUCCAUCUACACACACAUACAUAUACUGUGUACGUAAACAAACUGGCUUCUGUUAGUUAUACCGCAACCGCAACCACAACAUGGCCGAGGCGUCGCUUCCACUAACUCUACAACCGCCGCCGAAACCGAAGCGGACGCGCGCUGCUGUGGCUCGGCAAAAGUCGAACGCCUUACACUAUGAUUCCUUACCCACAGCGCCCCCGGUGCUUUGCAGUCGGGGCGAUGACAAUAUAUUCCAAUUUCCGGUUGUGCCGACGACUGCACGCAACAAGUCCGUCUCGCCAAACUCGACGCGACGUGAAGAACUGGAGCUGCCAUCAUGUGCCGUAUUCUGUGCGGCGCAUGGCAAGCACAGCUGUUUCCAUUGUCAGCCAUAUCGAGCUGAUCGCGCAACUAUCGAGCCAUUGAAGAGUCGUCUCAGCUCAGCCAUAGAUGCCAUGGAUGAGCUGAGCCGUACUUACGUGCUGUUGGAGGGCUUUCUGGAAAAGAAACUGGCCACCAUAACAGACGAGGAUGAGUCACAGGAGGAGCAGCAGCCGGAGACAAGCAGAAAUUGGAGAAGGGAGAGUGCAGCCAGCACAAAGGUAACGACUGAGCCGAGCAAUUGCGAUGGCGAAUUCGAAUUGGAGCGCUCAUUGACACUAUUGGAGUCCCUACUGGGCACAGAAGUUGUGCCCGCCCAACCUGUCAAACAGGGAAAAUUCAAGCGAAUACGCGAGCGAAGCAAGUCCAUGAUGGAGGAUGAAAUUAAUUUAUAUCUUAGCAAGGACCGCACAUUGAAAAACCUCUCAUCGCGGCCCUAUUUGUUGCGAAGGCAAAGCACGUAUAGCGACAAUAAAUCUAAGGUGUCUAAGUGGACCAAGGUUAAAGCUGCCUUUAAGUGGGAACGUGCUAAUGUGCCGCCACCUAAUCCCAAUGACCCGGAUGUUUUGUUGCCCGUAAAUAACGAAGUAGAAAGAUACCUGAAAGUGCCCAUGAAACCAGCAGCAGGAGGCAGUAGCUCAGCAGACAGCAUUAUAAGCUCCUCGUCCGGUUUUCUUGUAAGCGAUACAGGCGGUACACCGGGUACUAUAAGCUCAUCCAGUUCUGUAGACGAUCUAGACGCGAGGUGCCGCCAUACAACGCGUCGAGAUUCAUCCAAGAGUGAUACCAGGUGCGAUUCACACACCUCCAAUUUUGAGUCCGGUGUUGUGGAACUCCGAAAAUCCGCAACGGAUGAACGCUUGGAUGUAGCAAAGUCCGUAAUCGGCUUGCCCACAAAAUCUUCAUCAAAUAAAUCACUACGUCGGUCAAAGGCUUUCUCGGAUUUUGAAGUAUUGCCGGAGGAUCAUGUGGCAGAAAUUAAAGCAAGAGCCAGCCGCCGCACAAAGUCACCACCCAGUCCUUUAAAUCUAAAUCAGAUUUCAAGUGACCUGCCUCAGCUUCAUUCACCACUUCUAAAGAGUCCCAAGGAUGGCAUCUCACAAAUGCGCCGAAUCCAUUCGCCCGGCAAUUCAUCCGUCCCGAGCAGUCCCUCUAGGCAUUCGGAUUUCUUCGGUGAAUUUGAAAGCGAGGACUUAUCCAGUGGUGAUUUCUCAGAGCCGACCACUCCAAAUCGUAAGACCUUUCAACAGAAAGAAGAUGAAGUAUUUCAACGUUAUCAACUUCUACUACUCAAACUAGAUAUGGAGUUUAAGCACAAGCAGCGCGAGUUCGAUCGCUUUAACACGAUCAACCGGAGUGGCACUUUGCGCGGCGCCAAGAAAAGCAGUGAGGAACAUUCGCCUACCCAAGUGCUACACAAUGAGCUUAUGUCCACGGCAGAACUGGAGCAAAACUUGACACCGGAGUUUAAAAAGAAGCUGCACAAGUGGCGAGCCAAACAGCAAGCCUCAGGAAACUAUUCUGCCUCAGAGCCGGCAGUUAGUCCCACGACAAAGAGUCAAGGUGGUGAGACAAAAUCGAAAAUCGAUUGGAACCUAUGGAGCACGGGUCAAUUGAAGUUAGAAGGACAAGGCUUAUCCGCAUUGCCCGAACAAAAGAAUUUGCCAGAAAAGUUUCAGAAAAAAUUGGAACAAUGGAACAAGCUGAAGAGCACAAGUGGAGCAGUGGGUGGUGGUGCCAAUUCCGACAACGACACUCUGAAGCGCGGCUCCAAGCAUAGUCAGUCAACGAGACGCGGCUCGGAUGACGAUCGUUGGUACAAGCACAAACCUCAUGAUAAAGAAAAAUUGGCGCGCUUGAAAGCCAUCGUAGCACCCGAUCAUACGACCAAGAAUAUUGAAGUGAAGACUUCUGAUGGCGAAGUCAUGAAAUUCGAGGGUAUCUCGCGAAAAUUCACACGAAAGCUUUACGAAUGGGAAAAGGCUAGAGGCAUUGGACCCGAAGCAUCGACUUUUGCGCUACUGCAUCCCGGCUACUGUCCCAUAGAUGUCGGACGCAUCAACAAAGAGAACAACAAUGUUCAACCCGAGCACUCUCCCACGUUAAGCCGCUCAUUGUCGUUAGACAGUAUGGCGCCCGGCAUUGGAGUACCUGCUAUAUCGCAACAAGCUUCGUCCUUGUCACUCAACGAUGUCAACGAACUGAAAGAUAUUGAAGGUAGUGCUUAUACCGAGCACGAGUUCAAGAAAUUCGAUGAGCCGGAGGCUGUCAUGGUGGAGGUCGAGGAACACAUUCACGACACUGCUUCUCCACUGGUCACCGCUCACACUCUAGUAGAGCAACAGACGCCCAUUUACAAGUAUGAGGAGGUGCAGUGCAAUGAUUAUUGCAAUUCCCGGCGUGUGCAGAGCUUUGAGUCGCAUACAAAUCUGGCACCGCUUCUUGGCGUACUCAAACGAGCCGAUGAGCUAUUCACUUACUUUAAGCAGCUGCCUGAGAUUCUGGAGCAUUCGGCGCUGCGUGACUGUCAAGCGGCAUUUCUAAGCAUUCGCACCAUUUAUCCGUAUUACUCCAACAACCUUAUGAAGGCAAAUGUGCUGAAUGCAAUAUCCGAUGUGCAGAGCGAGCUGGGUCGUCUGAGUGAUUUGAGACACAAAUCGCCAUUGGAUGAGGCUUGCUGUCAAGAGACCAUGAAGGAACGCACACAGGAGUACAUUGAUGAAUUAAUCGGACUACACGAGUCGCUAGAAUGUCUUAAGCUGGCUAUACAGGGUGGCACAAAUCGAUAUCUACGCGACAUAGUGCCAGAUAUUAAUAUUACGACGGAGGAUGGUCUGGAAUCUCCUGCUUAUGCCACCUGCGAUAAUUCCAGUCGUGAUCAGCUGUCCACCCCUAUUGACGCUCGAGACGAACAGAGUGGUACCUCGCACGUGGAGAACGAAACUGAGACGAGCACCACCGUAUAUCGAGGCGACUCAAUUGCCGGAGCAAAUACAACCUGCAAUGGUACUAAAAAGAAACUGCGUCUUCGCAAACUUGGAUCGCGCCAGAAUAGCAAAACUGAGAGUGACAGUAGCGAUGCGGACACCCAUAGUGUUCUGGAGACCCCACGUCGCAUUCGUCGCAAGAAUUUUCGUCUUAAGCAGCGUUCCUUAGACGAUGACUUUCGUUUACGGUCAGAUGACAUUGCUCUUGACCCGCGGGAAUUAUCGAGCCCGCAAGUCGACGUUCUGUACACCUCGCUUAAAGUGAAGCCCGGUGAGCCCAUUAAGGAGAGUCAGACCUUUGGUAGUUCUGUGCCGCAAAUGAAUUCUAUAGAACCAGUGAUAAAAUCAACCGGGCUUGCCUUCGUUCCCCCGCCGCUGCCCGACAUCCACCCCCUAAACUACAAUACUAAUGCGAAUGUGUUUGUAAAAACAAAGCGGAAGAUGUUUACAACCAUUGUGGAGCCCCAAGCUGCCGAAGGAAUUGCGGUAGUUGAGAAGGAACUGGAAGACUUUCCAGGGGACUCCACACUAAGCGUGAAAGAAAAUUUUCCGCUUUCUGUGUUAUCGCGUGGCGAGCAGUCCCGCCCAGUGCAUCUCUAUAGGUCUAUCAGCUUGGAACAUUUGACGUCUGCUCCGGCAAUCAACGAGGAACAGCGCAGGUGUCAGAGCAGCGAAAACUUAACUAAGAGACCGCUGGUGCGUCCGCCGCUAGCCACCGACAGCAUACGCACCAUUAACAAGACUUUGGUCAGGCAAGAACAGUUGUCAAAAUUAUCAUUUAACUCGCCACAAACGCCGCUUCCACGCAAAGAGCAUAUGUACAAGAAGCACUCGCUGCACAAAUCGCAUAGCGCGAGUGUAAGCAACAAAAUAGAACAUAAAAUAGCUAAGACUAGUUCGGGGUCGGCUGUGGCUGUUCCUGACGAUUUCGUGGCCAUUCUUGACAUCUCCACGGCCCUUACUCGUACUUUACCCAAUAAACUUGACAACACAUUGCCGCGCAUACAUCGCAAGCUUGAGGGCAAGGCACUCACCCCAACCACGCCGAAACAUUUUGAGUUUCCACCCGCCAUCGAUACAAAUUCCGUAGUGCUUCCCGCGAAUGACCGACCAGUGACCCCUUUGUCGGAGCGCGCUUUGCGUUUGCAGCGCGCACGUGCCCAAUUUUUACAAAGCGUACCCGUUACGGCGAGGCAGGGGCAGAACACAUCGGCAGAGUUACCUACAGUUAUGCGCGGUGCAACUCUCCUAACCAAGAGCAUCAGUGCCGGCACCAUCAGCACCGAGGAGCAGCGGGAAGUGGCCGUGGAUCAGGACCAGGUGAGCACGGGCACCAGUACCUACGAUAGCUUGCCACGUUCAGUCAGCCGUUCUGGCAAGAUAUCGAGCAAAUUGGGAUUCGCUACAUUGGCAUCAAAACUGCGUCGAGUAAAAGGUGGCGGAAGUGGUAAAAAGUCGAAGGACUCACCUACUGGAAGUGCCUUAUCUACAUUGUGUCGUCAGACACUGCCAUUGCUGGCCGAUGCCGACAUUAUAGGGCUGCCGAACAUACUAGGCGGCAGCUCUUCCAGCCCAGCCGAACCAAAAGAUAUAUCAAAUACUAGUCAUUAUGUGCACAAGUCACAAAGUUCGCCCCAGGCGACAGCUUCCAACAUGAACUCCAGUCGCGAACGUUUGAAUAAAUCUCUGAGCGAGCAAUACGUGCGCCAGCUCAAAGAGAGCGAUGUCUAGUCAACUAAAUACGUAUGUUUAUUUUAAGCUCUCAUUAUGGAAAUACACAUGUGUGUUUUGUAUUAAAUAACGAAACCGUGUA
Messenger RNA from Scaptodrosophila lebanonensis, 5464 nucleotides. RefSeq lists its product as uncharacterized. The transcript has 15 exons. NCBI's taxonomy places the organism in Eukaryota, Metazoa, Arthropoda, Insecta, Diptera, Drosophilidae. Bases 382 to 5382 code for a protein of 1666 amino acids. The record is from RefSeq and is a predicted model, not a curated record.